AUGAAUCAGCAGUCAGCCCAAGAGAAAGCAGAGGCCUUAAUCGGCGCUCUAGAAAAGUAUGGUCAAGGUGACUACAUCGGGGAGUCAAUUAGCCAGUUAGAACACUGUCUACAGGCGGCUCAUCAGGCCCAUAAAGCGAAUGCUCGUGAUGAGUUGGUCAUUGCGGCUUUAUUGCAUGACAUUGGUCAAAUUAUUCCGUUAGAAUCAACCAAGGAGGUGCGUAUGAAUCUUCGCGAAAGCAGCGACAAUGUCGGCCGAGUCGGCCAUGAAGCCAUCGGCGCAUCAUAUCUCCAGUCCCUUGGAUUCAGCGAGACAGUCUGUCGCUUGGUACAUAGUCAUGUCGCUGCGAAGAGGUACCUUACUGCUACCAACCACGGAUACCACGAAGCUCUAUCAUCUGCCUCGCAAAAGUCGCUGGCAUUUCAAGGUGGCCCGUUCCAAGGUGCGGAGCUUGAACUUUUCGAGCAAGAUCCACUUCGAGAUGAGAUGGUCUCACUUCGACUUUGGGACGAUGCUGCCAAAUUGGAGGGAAUCGAGGACAUUACGCCUCGUGCUGGGGUUUAUCUGGACAUGGUUAUCGCGCAUUUGCUCCGAGAUGCCUGA
Penicillium coprophilum is the source of this 603-nucleotide messenger RNA. RefSeq names its product HD domain-containing protein. The coding region runs from base 1 to 603 and encodes 200 amino acids. Lineage: Eukaryota; Fungi; Ascomycota; Eurotiomycetes; Eurotiales; Aspergillaceae. The transcript has 3 exons. The record is from RefSeq and is a predicted model, not a curated record.